This is a messenger RNA of Pseudomyrmex gracilis, 2991 nucleotides long. RefSeq lists its product as uncharacterized. The record is from RefSeq and is a predicted model, not a curated record. The coding region runs from base 1020 to 2672 and encodes 550 amino acids. Lineage: Eukaryota; Metazoa; Arthropoda; Insecta; Hymenoptera; Formicidae. The transcript has 3 exons.
UUAUAAGAUCGUGGAUUUAAAGUUUAUUUUAUUUUCAAAUACCUAAUCACAGCUCAAACGGUGUUAUAUAAGAUAGAAUUAAGACGAUCUUUCCUAAACAUAUAAGACCGCAAAUAUGUAAUGAUAUAAAAAUCUGUAUUUCAUCAAAUAUUUAUCAAUUCGGCUGCGCUACGCGCAAAUUGUUAGUAUGUAGAGGAUUAUAAGUUCAUGAAAAAUUAAAGGUCAUGAAGAAAUAAUCAUCUUCUCUGAGGCUCGAAACGUCGAAAACUAGUAGAGCAGAUGUAGUAUACCUAUCUAAGUACUGUGUAGAUAAUAAUUGCGAUAAGAGUCAGGACAGAUGAUCGUGCUAUCUUUUUCUCUUUUAUAUUAAUUCAUACACAUAACAAAUGAUUACUUUCAGCAAAAUCGAUUGCUUACUGAGCGCUUUGUGUUUAUUGCUUAUUAUUGGCAUAUACAGUAGUUUCUCGCUAAUAUUCCGCUUUUCGGUUCCGCGAGCAGAAAGAUAUCAAAAGAGGUAUUAUUCCGAGAAAUGUUAUCUCUCUGAUUGGCUCGACCGCCGCGGACCCCACUAAUUCGCGCGAAGCUUAGGCGAAGCACUUCUAGGAAUUGAUGAGGAUGAAUCCCGGUACGAUACCGGGAUAAAAAUUCGGCACGUCAGCAAGGAACUACCGUAUUUUAUAUAUAGUUACGAUAAAGAUCUAGAGAAAAAAUCGAAUCAAAGCUUGCAAAGCACAAUAAGCACAAAGCUUACUAAACUUUUAAAGAAAGAGAUUGAGAUUUUUGUGUGCAACUUAUUCUACGACAUUUUUACUAUAUCCUCGUGACGAACAGAACUAUUACUAUUCUUGCGUUCCAAGUAUCACUAAAAAGCAUCUUUGGAUACUGACAUCGAUUUACUCAGAAAUUAGAAUCUCUCGUCCGUUUAUUGCACGUUGAAUAUACUUGAUGUGAAGCGACUAUUUUUUUCUAAAAGACCAUUUUCGAUAUUGUGAGAAAUAUAUAAAAUAUAUAUACAUACAAUGCGUGAAUUUCUGGAUAUACUUCCCAAAAUUUGGGCAAAAAAAAGAACUCUCAAUACUGCAUCUGAUGAGAAAGAAAAGUCAGAUGACAGCAAAAAUAUCUCAGCAAGGUUACACGUCAGUAAAAAGUAUCUGAAACUUCUAAACUCAGUACGUAAUAUCAAACUACAAUGCGAGAAAGAUAUAAGAACGAAAAAAACAAUUUCCGACAAAACAAGAAAAGAGCUAACAGCUACAGAAGUCAAGAUAUGUUCUAUGUUUACAGAUAUACGUAAACUGAAGAACUUAAAAGAUACAUAUUGUGAUAGUAUCCUAUCGGUUGCAAUAACAGUUUUAGUUAACAUAUAUAUGUCAGAUAUACGUAAUGAAAUUAAUAAAGUUGAAGAAUGCUGCAAAAUGAAUAUAGAACUUAUGAAAGGACAAGAACUAUCUCCUAAAUACAUUAUACUAGCUAUGGCCACGCAGCUGUGGAGAAAUUAUAUUCUAUACUUGAAAAAUGCACCAAAAAAAGAGCGUUAUUCAUGCUUAAGUACAGCAAUGCUUCUGCAUUGUACGUAUACAGCAAAAGAAAUAUAUCCUACUCCUAUUAAAUAUGAUGAGAUCUACUAUGGACAUGAAACGAAUCCAAAACUCAUUUUAGAUCAAUUUCAAAUAAAUAUUUUGGAAGAAAUAAUAAAAAUGUAUAUUUUUUAUCCACAUGAUAAACACGAAUUUGUAUUAUAUAUGCAUAAAUUACUGAAAGACACUAUGGAAGAAGCACUUUUACAGUCAGGACAUCUUGAGUGGAGUAGUACCUGUUCUAACUUAGUGUUCUAUUUUAUUUCUCAUAAUCGUUUUUGUGAAGCCAAAAGUCAUCUUCUUAUUGCAAACAAAAUAAUGAACAAAUAUAUCGAGAAAAUAAUGAUUAUAGCCGAGACAGAUAAUACUUCAGAUGAGGAAAAAGAUGUAGCUGUUUGUAGGUAUUAUAAUGCAAUACAUGCACACAACUUAAGAUGGGUGCAAUACGCAACUGAACUUAUUCGUAGUUCGCAAGAAAGAUUGUUACAGGGUGAAAAGAUAAGUAACAAUAAUUCACCUUGUGAAAUAGAUAAUUCAAGUUUAACAGCUUCUUUAGUAUUUGACGAAACAUCUGAACCUGUACUUGCAUAUUAUGAGGAAGGCAUAAUAGAUUAUCGGUCUUUUACAGACCAAUACUUAAUACAUUAUGAUGACGUGCGCAAACUUUGCGAACCGGCAAUGGAAAUAGCGACUAACGCAAUGAACUACUUUGAUCUAACUGACAAUUUAUAUCGUCUUGGUGAAACAGGUUUAUAUUUGUCAAGACUAUAUAAAUAUUUGUCUUAUUCUGUUAGAAACUCUUCAAUGGCAAUAGAAUGGCAUAAUAAACGAGUAAAAAAUUUAAAAUACAUAAGUGAUAAAUUAAAGACAUGUACAGUUUUACAAGAAAAACGAUUAUAUCAGGCUGUUUGUCUAGAAUUAGGUCUCGCUUAUUGCGCAUCUUUAGAUAAAAUGGAAGAAAAGAUAGUACGAACAGGUGAAGAUUUAAGAAAAGACGUAACAAACUUAUUUCGCGAACAAGUAAGAAACAUUAUAGACUGUUUUAAUAUUGUAAAACUAUACGAUAGUGAAUUCAAAACUCUUUCAGAAACCUAAAGAUGAGGAAAAGAUAUAUUGAUAAAGAUAGGUUUUUUUUUUUUACUAUGUUACGUACAGACAACUUCUGUAUUUAUGUAUACUCUAUAAGGAUGUCUAAUAAAUUAGAGUUUUUGUAAUAUUUAUUUUUGACUAAUUUUGACAUACAAUGGAAUAUCCUUCGAGUUCGUGUUUGUUGACUCCUUUGAAGAAACGACGCAGAUUUCGGAUGUGUCAACUUUCUAGUCAACUAACUUGUUAAAAAUUCUUAUUGGCUAAAUAUUCAGGUUAAUUCUAAUUUCUCACUCGGAUUUCUAUAUUGAACUCUGGCAAUAAAUAA